Messenger RNA from Dendrobium catenatum, 3050 nucleotides. Its product is annotated as putative ER lumen protein-retaining receptor C28H8.4. The transcript is spliced from 7 exons. Gene Ontology annotation, molecular function: ER lumen protein retrieval receptor activity. Bases 1927 to 2745 code for a protein of 272 amino acids. Gene Ontology annotation, biological process: protein retention in ER lumen. The record is from RefSeq and is a predicted model, not a curated record. Lineage: Eukaryota; Viridiplantae; Streptophyta; Magnoliopsida; Asparagales; Orchidaceae. Gene Ontology annotation, cellular component: membrane.
CUAUGUCUAACCCGUCUCCGCGUUCCCUUCCACUAAGAACUCUGCGCUCUUGAUUAAAAGAUUCUUACGUUCUCCUUCCAUGAAUCCAAAAACGGGCAACGCAGUGACCCUUCUCCUAUGCUGUGGGUAUAUGCUUCGCUCUCCAUCCUCUAAAACCAACUGGUCUAAUUCCGCGAGCCUCUACUCCCCUCGUUACCUAAAUUUCAAACCUUCUUCUCAAAACGAUAGUCCGAUUCCUUACCACAAUCUCAUAUCAUCUGCAAUUUUUUAUGAUCAUUUCAAGCGCACUGAUUAUUUCCUUCUCCGAUUACGUCGUGUAAAUUCGACCGGUAAAGUUCAGACUUUGCCAUUCUUCAUCACCUGUACUCGGUCAUUUUGUCGAAUACCUGGCGUGCAACACUCUCCAGGCAGGUCCAGCUCUCCGAUGCAGUAUAGUAGAAGGAGUUCUAUGGGUUUCAAGAUCGGUCUGGAGCCUGAGAAACUUGCUGGGCUUGUUGAGGAGAUUUCAAGGGAUGCGGAUGACAUGGAAUCCAAUCUAGAUAAGUUGAAUUUAAUGCUUUUUCCAAUUACAGUUGCCGAUGUUCUCUGUGCUUUGAAUGAUCGAGGUAUCUCUGCAGUACGUUUUUUCGAUUGGGUCUUGAAAUAUCAUCCAAGUUUUAAACCAAAUUCAGAAAUCUAUAAUCUGAUUGUGAAUAAUCUGGGCAGAUUAGAGAACUACAGUUCUAUGAGUAAUGUACUCAGCGAGCUUUCGUCUAAAGGGUAUUGUCUAACAGAGAAAGCUUUCACCUUUUUAAAGUUCUGCAGUUCUUCCACUAUUAAGGACUCAGUUAGAACUGUAACUGAAGUUUUAAAUGGCAUAAGAGGCCCUUGCAGAGGUUCUGGUAUUCACGCAUUGAUUAAACUUCUAUGCGCAAUGAAUUUUUUCGAACUUGCCUUUUUUGUCAUGGAGGAGACAGUCAGAAAGACUUCAUAUUACAAUUUGCUGAUUGCAGCGAAGUGUCAAAAUGGCAACUUUAGGGAGUUAAUGGAUGUUUUUGAUGAAAUGAGAACACAUGGAUGUGAUCCAAAUAUCAAAUCAUACAAUUAUUUGCUUGGAAGUUUGUUUAAGAACGACAGGGUUAUUGAAGCCUGCGAACUUCUCCAGGUGAUGGAAGCUGCUGGUUAUGUUCCAGAUUUGAUCACCUAUGAGGUGGUUGCAUCACAUGCAUGUAAGGCUAACAGGUUGGAUUAUGCAAUUGAGAUUCUUAACCUGAUGUUGUCUGAGGGGAUUAAACCAAGGCCAACGACUCAUGCAGCAUUCAUUAAAGGGUUAUUUUGGUCUGGUCGAGUUGAGAAUGCAUAUAAUUAUGUCAUUGAGAUGAGUGUGAAGGAUAAGUGCUCAAACAAUUGUAAUUUUAGCUUAUUAGCUAAUCUUUUUCGGCUAUCAGGGAGGGCGGUCGAAGCAGGCAGUAUUCUUCAUGAGAUGAUGGUGAAGGGAAUCAAGCCUAACUUCCCUGUUUAUAUUAAAGUUCUGAAGGAUUUGCACAGUAUUGCUCGGGGCGAUUUGGCUUCGGAACUGAAGUCAAUGUUUGUGAAGUUUAACUCAAACAUGGAUGCUGGGUGAUCCUUGUCAUCUGAAGUUUUUGGUACAGUUGACAAGAUUUGAAAUUGUUUGCUUCCAACAGAAGAAUCUAUGCUUCUAUGUAAGAAUGCCAGUUCGAAGGGGGCUCAAGCAUGACUGUUUAAAUUACAAUGGGCAAGUGUUACAACUGGGGCUCCUCGAGUGCCUGAAGAAUUCGAUAGGUCCGGCCGUUCGCCAGAAAAUUGCACUGAUCUGAUUCCCGCGCCAGAAACGCUUGACGUAGGAAGACCGGCCCUCUUCAUUCUCUUAGAGAAGUUUUUGUUCGCUUGGUGACCUGGUCAGGGAUCGAGCAAUCGGCGUUGAAGAUGAGAGUUUCGAAGCGAUCGAUCGGCGCGGUGGCAGGAUGGGUCCGGCGACAGCCGCCAAAGGUCAAAGCGUUCCUUUCCGUGGUCUCUGGGAUGGCAGCACUCGCCUUCCUCAGAUUCGUCGUUCACGACCACGAUAAUCUCUUCGUCGCCGCUGAGGCUGUUCACGCCGUCGGCAUCUCGGUGCUCAUCUACAAGCUCACCAAAGAGAAAACUUGUGCCGGACUUUCCCUCAAGUCUCAGGAAUUAACAGCUUUGUUUUUAUCUGUUAGACUUUACUGCAGUUUUGUUAUGGAAUAUGAUAUACACACGUUGUUGGAUUCUGCCACUCUUGUAACAACACUGUGGGUCAUGUACAUGAUUCGUUUUAAACUGAGAUCAAGCUACAUGGAAGAUAAGGACAAUUUUGCUGUAUACUAUGUGGUCGUGCCUUGUGCAGUGUUAGCUUUGUUGGUUCACCCAACGACAUCACACAAUUUUGUUAACAGGAUUUUUUGGGCCUUCUGUGUUUAUCUUGAAGCUGUUUCAGUGUUGCCACAGCUUCGUUUGAUGCAGAACACCAAGAUUGUUGAGCCAUUUACAGCACAUUACGUCUUUGCAUUAGGAAUUGCCAGGUUUUUGAGCUGUGCCCAUUGGGUUCUUCAGGUUUUGGACACACACGGAAGAUUGUUGACUGCUCUUGGAUAUGGUUUGUGGCCAUCAAUGGUCCUUCUCUCUGAAAUAGUUCAAACAUUCAUCCUUGCGGAUUUCUGUUAUUACUAUGUUAAGAGCAUCUUUGGUGGGCAACUUGUACUUCGCCUUCCUGCAGGUGUUGUGUGAGUUUGAAAAAGCCCUGCAGAGUCUGAUCUUAAGCUUCAUUUGGGACGGAUUUUUUACUGAUUCUUAAAGCUGUUUUUUAAAAUUUUUAUACUAAAAAGUUGUUUUAAGACGCAAUAAGAAAGCUGUUUCAAACGAAGCCUAAGUAUGUUGCGCAGCAGAUUUUAUUUUGAUAAAUUAAUUCAUAUUUUGAUGCUUUUUACAAAGGCUAAUUCAAUUUCCAUUGAUUAGAGUGAUUUGAAGGUUACCAUUUUGACUUAGAUAAUAGCUAAAAAUUAAGUCUUCUUCUAAUGAGAAUUAUUGAUUCA